AUGGCACCAUCUGCAAUCCUAGAAGUCGUUGAGCCCACUACCCUUCCCCACAAGGGUGGCAUCCCUCUUGGCAAUGGCAAGAUCCACGCCAAUGGGGACACUCUAGUUACUGAGGGCAAGUGGAAGGACUUUACUUUCGACCCCAUCAGGGAGUCGCAGGUUGCGCGUGCCAUGUCUCGCCGAUACUUCAAGGACCUUGAUACUUACGCCGAGUCCGACAUUGUCAUUGUUGGCGCGGGUUCGUGCGGUCUCAGCACUGCUUACACCCUAGCCAAGGCUCGUCCUGACUUGAAGAUUGCCAUCAUCGAGGCUAGUGUCUCUCCCGGUGGCGGUGCCUGGCUCGGAGGUCAGCUCUUCAGCGCCAUGGUGAUGCGCAAGCCUGCCGACAAGUUCCUAACUGACCUUGGUGUACCCUUCGAGGAUGAAGGUCCGUACGUCGUCGUUAAGCACGCCGCUCUUUUCACAUCAACUCUAUUGUCAAAGGUCUUGGCAUUCCCCAAUGUCAAGCUCUUCAACGCUACCUCAGUCGAGGAUCUCAUCACUCGCCGUGAUGAGGCCGGCGCCCUCCGGAUUGCUGGUGUUGUAACCAACUGGACUCUCGUCGCCAUGCACCAUGACGACCAGUCUUGCAUGGACCCCAGCACCAUCAAUGCACCCGUCAUUAUCAGCACUACUGGUCACGAUGGGCCGUUCGGUGCUUUUAGCGUGAAGCGACUUGUCAGCAUGCAAGCGCUUGAGAAGCUUGGUGGUAUGCGCGGUUUGGACAUGAACACCGCCGAGGAUGCCAUCGUGAAGGGCACUCGCGAGAUUGUCCCCGGCUUAAUCGUCGGUGGUAUGGAACUCAGCGAAGUCGAUGGAGCUAACCGUAUGGGUCCUACUUUCGGUGCUAUGGCCCUAUCCGGUGUCAAGGCUGCCGAGGAAGCCCUAAAGGUCUUCGACCAGCGCCAGAAGGAGAACGCGUACUAA
Molecule: messenger RNA, 966 nt
Organism: Hypoxylon trugodes
Lineage: Eukaryota; Fungi; Ascomycota; Sordariomycetes; Xylariales; Hypoxylaceae
Product: STI35 protein
Exons: 2
Coding region: 1-966 (321 amino acids)
Biological process (GO): thiamine biosynthetic process
Source: RefSeq, a predicted model, not a curated record